Messenger RNA from Helianthus annuus (common sunflower), 861 nucleotides. RefSeq names its product centromere protein V. Lineage: Eukaryota; Viridiplantae; Streptophyta; Magnoliopsida; Asterales; Asteraceae. The transcript has 2 exons. Bases 110 to 604 code for a protein of 164 amino acids. Gene Ontology annotation, molecular function: carbon-sulfur lyase activity. The record is from RefSeq and is a predicted model, not a curated record.
AGAAAAUUCAAUACAACCGGUAUCAAAUAAUCAUCCCUAAAGCCAACCAAUGGGCACGCUCUUAAAGAACCUGUAUACAAAAAUGUUUUGGUGACCCGACCCGAUCUUCAUGUGUAAAAAAAGUAAUCAUUUAGUAAUUCUUCCUAGGUUUCUGUAUGUAGGAGGGUUUUCACUUUGCAUUCUUCAGGCUAAAUAUAUGGAUUCUGAGUUGGUAACACACAGUGGUGGAUGCCACUGUGGACGUGUGAGGUGGCGAGUUCGAUCACCGGUUAGUGUAACAGCCUGGCAGUGCAAUUGCUCAGACUGUGCCAUGAGAGGAAACACUCAUGUUAUUGUACCUUCACAAAGAUUCGAGCUUUUAGAAGGCUCGAAAGAGUUCCUGACCACCUACACUUUUGGGAGUCACACAGCGAAACACACCUUCUGUAAGGUGUGUGGGAUAACAUCUUUUUAUACGCCUAGGUCGAACCCGGAUGGAAUCGCGAUUACAUACAAGUGUGUUGAUCCUGGAACACUGACCCAUGUGGAGAUCAAGCAUUUUGAUGGGUUGAAUUGGGAGAAAUCGCACAAAGCAACUGGCAUUUCUUCGUGUUCUAAGGAGUAAAAUAAUUGUAUAACUUCUGUAUUUUUACAUGUUGUUAAGUACAAUUGAUUGGUAACAUGUUUUGUAACUUAUUAUCCACCUGAAAUUGUUUAUAUUAUAUGUAAUGCUUUACAAAGAUUCACGGAAGCCAAAAAUGGGUAUUUGUUGAAGUCCUAUUUGGCUUUUGGCAAUCGAACCUUUCGAUAAGGAUUAUUUGUUAGGUGUGUAUUGUAGUUUGCUUACGGGUCAAGAAAGAAAUACAGUUCAUUUGGGAAUCA